GCAAGUCAGGAGGCUGGCUCAACGGCCCCUCGAAGGCGGCGGGACGGAGCCUCGGAGGUCGGACCUACGACGGGCCCCGGAGAGCAGGGCUGAUGGACACGUUCAGCACCAAGAGCCUGGCCCUGCAGGCCCAGAAGAAGCUCCUGAGCAAGGUGGCAUCCAAGGCGACAGUGGCUGUGUUUGUGGACGACACGAGCAGUGAGGUGCUGGACGAGCUGUACCGCGCCACCAAGGAGUUCACGCGCAGCCGCAAGGAGGCUCAGAAAGUGGUCAAGAACCUGAUCAAGGUGGCGGUGAAGCUGGGCAUUCUGCUCCGUGGCGGCCAGCUGGGCGGGGAGGAGCUGGCGCUCCUGCAGCGCUUCCGCCAGAGGGCGCGCCGCCUGGCCAUGACGGCGGUCAGCUUCUACCAGGUGGACUUCACCUUUGACCGGCGCGUGCUGGCCGCUGCCCUGCUCGAGUGCCGGGACCUGCUGCACCAGGCCGUGGGCCCGCACCUGACCGCCAAGUCCCAUGGCCGCAUCAACCACGUGUUUGGCCACUUUGCCGACUGCGACUUCCUGGCCGCGCUCUACAGCCCCGCGGAGCCGUACCGCUCGCACCUGCGCCGGAUCUGCGACGGGCUCACCAGGAUGCUGGACGAGGACAGCAUAUGACCUCUUUUUCCCGUCUGGCCCAACUCCACAGACAGAUGACCUGUCCCCUCUCAGAGGAUGCGAAACCGUUUAAAGCAGCAGUUUGACGGACCCAUGUCGCCUCUCCCGCCCAGUCCCACUAGGAGAGGACUUCACCCUCCUCGAGGCUGCUCUCUGCUCGGUCCACCUGUCCUGAAUCUCCAUAACCCUCAGGGGGGCUGGUCUGCACCCCUCAAAUAACCUGACGUCAUCUGAAAACUGGCAUUGCCCACUUAGUGAUGCCACCUGGGUUUCUCAUUCCUUCAGACAGGGGUCAUGCUGAACUGGAAGGGAAUGUUAUAGGGUGAGCUGUGUCCCCGCCGCCUGAGUCCUUUGUUGAAGUCUUAACCCCCAGGACAUACGAGUAUGACCCAAAUGUGGAACUAGGGUUGUUGCUGAUGUAAUUAAGAUGAGAUCACAGUGCAGCAUGUUGGGCCCCUAGUCCAGUGUGACUGGGGUCCUUACAAAAGGGGGAAAUUGGAACACAGAGAAGGCAAGAUGGAGGCAGAAAUUGGAGGGAUGUGUCUAUAAGCCGAGGGAUGCCAAAAAUUGCCAGCAGCCCCCAGAAGCUGGGAGAGUCUUAGAGAGUGGCCCUCCCAAGGAACCUGCCUGGCCAACAACUUGAUCUCGGGGUUCAGGCUUCCAUAACCACAAGCAAACAAGUCUCUGUUGGUUGCUUCAGCUGCCCGCCCAGUCUAGACGUUUUGUUCCGGCCACCCUGGUGAACGAGCUCAGGGAAGCCACAGAGAGGGCUGUGAUGGGUGCCGGCGUGGGGGCGAGGACGCUUCGAUUUGGUUGGAAUCAUAGCUUUCACACCCACGUGGAAGGGGAGGGAGCGCCCCCCCAAGAAGGGGGCGAGGGUAAAGCCAUCUGAGAUGCAGGCAUAUUUUUAAAUGACCAUUUCAUGUGUAGAAAACAAACACACCAACAAACGUUAUCAGAAAGCAAAGCUCAACAAAUCUUGGCUUUGGGGACACCCGGAAGAUACAGUGAUUCUCACCUCGGGAUGUCGAUGGACACAUGUAUUUGUGAUUUUUGUCAGAAGGGGGCAUGGGUUGCAAAACACGGCUGCAGGUCUGACCAUGUCAGGGUCAAAAAUGUUAUUCUGGGCGCCCUUGGGGGAGGGGAACAGUGUCCCGUGACUGUUUUGCAGAACUGGGUCAGGUAUGUUCAGGGUACAGGUUGCAGACAGGAAGCCUGCAGGCCUUAUUAGGUGAGAAGGUGGGUUUGCAUGGCCCCGCCAGUGUUUGAGACAUCUGGAAUCAGUAGCCAACACUUAAAACUGGGGAAAUUGUGUGUAUCAAUCUGAAUUUGGGCGUUUCUCUCAAAAACACACCUAAGCCUGCACUGCCCACUGGUUAAGCUGCAUAGAGGUGGCUCCUCUCUGCUUUGCCACAGUCCGCACUACUCCUUUUUGUCUCUCUCUGGCCUGUUGGACUGGCUGUCAAGAUUAUGACCCCAGGUAUGACCUCUUUCUGUGGUUUGGUUUCUGCUUCCCUGAAGCCAAAGUCUUUCAACCAAGAGCCAUACCUCCUACUCCACAGUUCUACAACCAACUUCCCCUCUUAUCUCCUCUAGUCAAGAGACGGAUCUUCAAAUUCAAGAGCAAAUAUGCAUUUUGAGUGCCCAGAGAAGCCCCAGAUGAAAUCCUUUGCCCUAGUCUCUGCUGACUGAAUUUAUCAAUGUGCAUAAGGCUUUGUACUUUUCUGCUGGGCUGUCCAGCCUCUCUUGACUCCUCAUCAACUUGAGAUUUAAUUUUGAAAAACCAAAGAGCACUACAGAACCAUUUAAAUAAAAGCACACGUCUUCCAUUGGCAUGAUGUGGAACUGGCAACUUAAUUGCUUGGUGCCAUCUGAGUUUUCUGCUCUCUCAGGUUUUUGCCUUAAAUUUUUUUUUGUCAAUUACAGCUGACAUUCAAUAUUAUGUUAAUUUCAGGUGUACAGUGUAGUAGUUCAGCAUGUAUAUGAUUUAAGAAGUGAUCCCCCUGGUAAGUCUAAUACC
Messenger RNA from Rhinolophus ferrumequinum (greater horseshoe bat), 2673 nucleotides. RefSeq names its product TNF alpha induced protein 8 like 1 (gene TNFAIP8L1). The coding region runs from base 93 to 653 and encodes 186 amino acids. Gene Ontology annotation, biological process: negative regulation of TOR signaling; regulation of apoptotic process. The record is from RefSeq and is a predicted model, not a curated record. The transcript is spliced from 2 exons. Gene Ontology annotation, cellular component: cytoplasm. NCBI's taxonomy places the organism in Eukaryota, Metazoa, Chordata, Mammalia, Chiroptera, Rhinolophidae.